This is a messenger RNA of Castor canadensis (American beaver), 1141 nucleotides long. It is a transcript of the gene Ing2, whose product is annotated as inhibitor of growth family member 2. NCBI's taxonomy places the organism in Eukaryota, Metazoa, Chordata, Mammalia, Rodentia, Castoridae. The record is from RefSeq and is a predicted model, not a curated record. Gene Ontology annotation, biological process: positive regulation of DNA-templated transcription. Gene Ontology annotation, cellular component: nucleus.
GGGAACUCGGCGGUGCCCUCCCGAGCGGCGGCCGCGUCCCCGCGGCGCCGGGCUGCCGAGCGGAGAGCCGCGGCGGCCGUGGCUGGUGCAUGUGUGGCCGCUGGAUGCGGAGGCGGCGGCGGCGGCGGCGGCGCGGAGCAGCGGCGGCGGCAGGAUGUUAGGGCAGCAGCAGCAGCAGCUGUACUCGUCGGCCGCGCUCCUGAGCGGGGAGCGGAGCCGGCUCCUCACCUGCUACGUGCAGGACUACCUCGAGUGCGUGGAGUCGCUGCCCCACGACAUGCAGAGGAACGUGUCUGUGCUGCGAGAGCUGGACAACAAAUAUCAAGAAACAUUAAAGGAAAUUGAUGAUGUCUAUGAAAAAUAUAAGAAAGAAGAUGAUUCAAACCAGAAAAAACGCCUACAGCAGCAUCUCCAGAGAGCAUUAAUCAAUAGUCAAGAAUUGGGAGAUGAAAAAAUUCAGAUAGUCACACAAAUGCUCGAGUUGGUGGAAAAUCGAGCAAGACAAAUGGAGUUACAUUCACAGUGUUUCCAAGAUCCUGCUGAAAAUGAACGAGCUGCUGAUAAAGCAAAGAUGGAUUCUAGUCAACCAGAAAGAUCUUCGAGAAGACCCCGCAGACAGCGAAACAGUGAAAGCCGUGAUUUAUGUCACAUGACAAAUGGGAUUGAAGACUGUGAUGAUCAGCCACCUAAAGAAAAGAAAUCUAAGUCAGCCAAGAAAAAGAAACGAUCUAAGGCCAAACAGGAAAGGGAAGCUUCACCUGUUGAGUUUGCAAUAGAUCCCAAUGAACCUACAUACUGUUUGUGUAACCAAGUGUCUUAUGGGGAAAUGAUAGGUUGUGACAAUGAACAGUGUCCGAUUGAAUGGUUUCACUUUUCUUGUGUUUCACUUACCUAUAAACCAAAGGGGAAAUGGUAUUGCCCAAAGUGCAGGGGAGAUAAUGAGAAAACAAUGGACAAAAGUACUGAAAAGACGAAAAAGGAGAGAAGAUCGAGGUAGUAAAGGCCAUCCACAUUUUAAAGAGUUAUUUGUCUUUUAUAUAAUUCGUUUACUUUCAGAAAAUGUUUUAGGGUAAAUGCAUAAGACUAUGCAAUAAUUUUUAAUCAUUAGUAUUAAUGGUGUAUUAAAAGUUGUUGUACUUUG